Messenger RNA from Ceratitis capitata (Mediterranean fruit fly), 448 nucleotides. RefSeq lists its product as uncharacterized. The record is from RefSeq and is a predicted model, not a curated record. The coding region runs from base 77 to 364 and encodes 95 amino acids. Lineage: Eukaryota; Metazoa; Arthropoda; Insecta; Diptera; Tephritidae. The transcript has 2 exons.
CUCUGUCAAAAAUAAAUUACGUUCUUUGGUUCUUUGCAUUUGUUGACAACCUUCAGUUUAUUGUGAAUCCUUAAAAAUGGCAAAAUCGAAGAAACAAGAGGAUGUGAAACACAAAUCACACAAAAAGUCCAAAAAACAUUCAAAGUCGUCGAGAGAAUCUGCUGGUGAGGAUGACUUCAAGAAAGUAAGUUCGCUAAAACGUAAACAAACAGAAGUGGCACGUGUGCUGCAACUCAAAUGCACCAUGCUGCUACAGGGCAAUCUUUCUUAUUUGGAAUACACCGAAUUGCAAGAAGAACUGUGCCGUCUUAAUGCAUUAAAAGAAUCAUUUGCGAAACAAUCCGCUGGCCUAGAGAAGAGGUAAAACUGUUUUGGGAUUAUAAAAUAUAUUUUUGGAUAAUGUACAAUCGACUUAAGUUUCAAUAAUUAUUAAUACUAAAAAAAAGCU